Messenger RNA from Cladocopium goreaui, 915 nucleotides. NCBI's taxonomy places the organism in Eukaryota, Dinophyceae, Suessiales, Symbiodiniaceae. The record is from the annotation of a GenBank genome assembly.
GAGUCUGCAGUACCUGGUGCUGCAGUCCUUCUUCGAACUGACCAGUUGGCUUUCAAGUCAACAGUCAAAUCGUCCAGGAAGAAGGGCAAGAGGGGGGCCGGAAAACGGAAGGGUAAGAAAGCGCGGAAGAGCAAGACGAUUACACCCCAAAAGAAGGUUCAUCGUGGGAGAAGGGUUUUGCGCAGUGCUGCUGCCGCUGCUUCCUCUUCUCGUGGAAACACUGAUGUGACUGAGGUUGGGGGGGAAAAGCCAGGGCGCAAACGUAAGUCUGUACCUUUGGCUGACACCGAUCCUGACACAUCAAACAACAAGAAGCAGACACGACGUAAGAAGGAACCGUCUGGUUCAGCAUCGGCUGCACCUGCUUCUUCGGGUGCUCAUGGGAAAAGGACUGCAGCCAAGUCUGCUGCAAGGAAACCCAAAGGUGCUGUUGAGGGGAAACAGGUGAAAGAAAGAAAACCAAAAGCAGCUGCGGCGAAGCCGAAACCCAAGGCAAAGUCCCGAGCAAGGGGACGUGGGAGUGAGGUCCCUGCGCACACCCCAGCUGAUCCAGCUGACACAGAGCUGGCCCAAAUGCUGGUUGACUUCGCUAUGAACUUCGAUGAAAGUGAUUCCCCGCAAAGUGAUUCCUACAAGAAAAAGAUCAAAGGGAUGCUUAGUGGGUUGGAAGAACAUUCCCUCAACCUCUAUUGGAGCAAAUGUGGAUGUGGACUGAAAAUUGUUGCAGAGGGCAGGGAUGGUCAUCAUUGCUCUUUCAAUAACCUUUGGUCCCCUGAGCCAUGGAAGAUGGCAAUCAGUGCAAAGAUUGCGUACAUGACUGAGCGCAAAAGCCCACACACUGAGAAGACGCUCAAGCGCUGUGGGCGCAUGGCCUUUGAGAUGUUGCGCCGAAGGGCUGGCGGGGAAGAGGAUUGA